CCAUUACGAAAAGUGAAGCCCCUCGGCCCUCGGGGGAUUUAUUUAGGAUUCCUCUCUCCUCAGACACACACACACACACACACGGAGAGAGAGAGAGACAGAAAAACUUUUCAGUCGGUGAUUCAACGUGUUCAGAUAGUGACACAGUUCUGUGCGUCAGCGUGAAGCUUAUGGCGCACAGCUCCAUUAUUUAGUUUCGGAUGGUGGUUCGUUUCUUGACAAAUAAAUGCGUAUCUAGUGCCGGAAUUUUAAACAAAAACAAAAAAACAUAUCGACACGUUACUACAUCUGUUUUGUUUUUGUUCGUGUGUGCUGUGUGUGUGUGUUCCAGACAGAUUUCUGCCAAUCAAAAGGAUGACGCGCAAUAAUCAAAUGGGGUUAUUGUUGUCGACGCCGCCGCUUUUGCUGUCGUCGACGUCGUCGUAAACCAGAACCGGUUGAAACGUACACGUGGCGAUAAGAAGCCGCAGCCAAAUAGCGCGGCUGUACGUAAACGAAGGCGUGUAACAUCCAGCAGCAGCUCAUCCGGAAUCAGAUACAAAGCCUACUCGUAUUACGUAUAUUUUAUUGGCUUGCAGAAGAAGAAGAAGAAGAUCAAAAAUCCCUUCCAACUGUUUCAUCGCCAUGACGACAUCUACCCAACACGAGCCAUCCGUCUGGUGGUUAAGGAUGGCGUGUUUCUUCUUCUUUGCAGGCCUAUCGUGUUACACACCGCUGCUGGCCGCUCAUCUCCAGUGGCUCGGAUUCGAUCUGCAGGAAAUCGGAAUCAUCAAUUUAAUUGCUUCAACUGGAGCAGCGCUUGGCUUGCUGUUGGCCGCUGCGUGGACGCCACGUUACGGCCAUCGAUCCAAUCUGGCCGUUGCGGUCUUAACGGCCGCCUUUUGCGGCGCCGGUUUGAUCCUCGUGCCCCGAUUGAACGAACGCCUUCACGGCCGCUCCGAUACGGAACGACCCGUGGCCGAAAUUCUGUGCCGACCCGAAGGUUCCGCUUUGUUUUUCAGAAAAUGCGGCGACACUUGCGAGCUGGACGCUGUGGCGCGGACCGAACUGUCCGUCUCUGAUUGCCGAUUCGAACCGCAAUCGCGACUUCCUGUUCAUUUCAUCGACUGGAUCAAUCGAUUCGCGCUGACCAACGUCAAUGGCGGCAAAGGUAGCGAUGGAAUGGACGACGAUCUGAGCGAGCCGGAAAGAGGAGACCUUCCGCAAAAGAUCCCCGUCCAGACAUCCGGUUUCGAAGAUCAAUUCAAUCCGAGCGACGUCGAAACAGAUGAGACCCUGUUGCCCGGCCAAUCGGGCUCCCCGCCAUCGGGAGUGGCUCCCUACGAAUACGAUUACGAUGAGAAUCAUCGACAAGACGACGCCCUGCAAGAGAUUGAACGUCGUCGCAAGAAGAGGCAGUCGAUACCGCUGAUGGACGACGCCGGCCAGUUGCCGCCCACCUUGCAAAUCGACGACGAGUUCGAGAUCGCAGAGAAAGCCGAUUUGCCGUACACAUCGUCGCCGCACAUCUGUUUUUCCAGCUACUCUUCGUCGACGACAACUUGUCACGUUUUCACGGGAACUAAUCACCUGUUCCGGUUCAACACGUCAUUCUAUUCGGGCAUCACUCACAACGGCCAGUGUUUCUAUUCGCUCAAUUACGACGACGUCGACCGCCAGAUUCUUUCCGAAUUGCGAUGUCGAUCUAACAAACCCAAUCAUCAGGUGCGUUGUCGAGCGGAAGGGAUGAAGUUAAGAGCUAGCGUGACACGAAACGGCACGAGCACUUGUCACGGCCGACCUGCCGAUAGCAACUUCCAUUUGGUUUUCUGGCUGUACGUGAUUUUCCGUACGUGCGGAGAAAUGGCCAUCAUCGCCACCGUCCUACUGCUGCGCAUCGUCACGCUCAACCAAGAUCACGAGAAUACCGUCAACGGGAGCGGCUGGAUGACGCAAAGACGAUCAUCGCUCGUCCUGUGGUGGAUUUGGGCUUUAUUCGGCCUGGUGGCCAUGGCGCCGCUGGCCGGAUGGAUAGCCGAUGUCGUCAGUUUUGGCAUCGCUUUUCUACUGGGCAGCGUCAUGCUCGCACUGACCGCAUUUUGCAUCGCCCUGUCGCCCAAUUCGCUUCCUUCUCGCCCUCACCCCAUGCUGGAGGCCACCCUGGCCAUCGAAGAGGAGCCGGAAGACACGACCUGCGUGACUCCACCCCUUUACCGUAUCUGCGGACGAGAUCUUUGCGCCAUUUUGUCUGACGGAACGGCCGUUCUCAUUCUGCUGUUUAUGUCGCUCUUGGGAAUGGCUGCCGCAGUCAAUCCCACCAUUUUUUAUUGGCAUUUACUCGAAUUGGGUUCAACACGGCUCAUGUUGGCCGCUUGCGUUACGGCCCAGUGGCUGCCCAUCGCUCCGCUUGUUCUCCUCCUCAGCGGAUGGCUGUGGAAGCGAUGCGGCCAUCGUUACAUUUUCAUCAUCGGACUUUUACUUUAUUCCAUUCGCUUCCUCGGAUAUACAAUGCUGGACCAGUAUGUGUGGAUCGUUGUCAUAGAAACGCUAGAGCCGCUUUGUAGUUUGUGGAUGCUACUGACAGCUGCAGAGCGUAUUGAACGAUUAGAGUGUCGAUAUCGCGAUGUCGGCAUCGGACGAGAUCGUUGGCACUCCUGGAAAGUGAAUACCUGGGCAUUGGUCAUCCUCUUCCAUUAUUCACUGGGACGAGCAUUAGGGGGAUUGGUGUCGUCGCUUGCGGCUCACCAUUUCGGAUUGGUGAGGGUCUUUGUUGGCGCUGCACUCAUCUGCCUAUUUGUGGCUGCUUGCUGGUUCCUCUGGAUUCAUUUGAAAUCUCCGUGUCAAUCGAAUCGGCGGAAGAGUUUGGCCCAUAACAGCGCCAGUCCAUCUCCUAAAGAAACAGCCGAACCGCCACGCCUUCGGAAUGAGGCUGAACAAGAACGGAAGCAAAAGCUUCUUCGAUCCAGUCCCGUGUGAUCAUCGUAGCCAUUGCGCCACGUCAGUGGUGCAACUUUAUUUGAAGCCUAAAAAUAUUAUUAUCUUUAUUCUUAAUAAUAAUUUCAUUGCUCACCUCAUGUUGUCACACCUCUUGUCACCUCAUGAAUCCUAACCUGCCUAAAAUGAGAACUAGAUCUAACAGUUGCCUUAUAUUAUAUACAGUAUACAUAAGAAAGGAAAGAAGAGUGAUGGUUGCAUAAUAUGCCAUUGAUAAAUUCCUAAUGACGUAGAUAUUAUAGGGAGACGUGCACUGAUUUGGAAUAUACAAGAAGACAGUGGAAA
Messenger RNA from Daphnia magna, 3258 nucleotides. RefSeq lists its product as uncharacterized. Gene Ontology annotation, cellular component: membrane. NCBI's taxonomy places the organism in Eukaryota, Metazoa, Arthropoda, Branchiopoda, Diplostraca, Daphniidae. The transcript is spliced from 8 exons. The record is from RefSeq and is a predicted model, not a curated record. Bases 625 to 2955 code for a protein of 776 amino acids.